This is a messenger RNA of Spinacia oleracea (spinach), 546 nucleotides long. RefSeq names its product AP2/ERF and B3 domain-containing transcription factor ARF14-like. Gene Ontology annotation, biological process: regulation of DNA-templated transcription. Lineage: Eukaryota; Viridiplantae; Streptophyta; Magnoliopsida; Caryophyllales; Amaranthaceae. The record is from RefSeq and is a predicted model, not a curated record. Gene Ontology annotation, molecular function: DNA-binding transcription factor activity; DNA binding. The coding region runs from base 1 to 546 and encodes 181 amino acids. The transcript has 3 exons.
AUGCAAGGAGGCCAGACUUCUAGGUUCAGAGGUGUUGUUUUAAGGAGCCCUGGAAAAUGGGGUGCUCAAUUCAGCGUGAAGAGAAAGCAAUAUUGGCUGGGAACCUAUGUAUCAGAAAUCGAGGCUGCAAUUGCAUAUGACACAGCAGUUCAGAAGCUUCAUAGACGAUCUCUUAAUUUCCCAGGGAGCAUGAGCGCUCAAGAGAUACGAUUUCAAAGCAUGUAUUCUCAUGAAACAAUUGUUGACAUGAUCAAAUUUGGAUGUUAUAUGCGGCAGUUUGUACGUUUCAAGGUGAAUGAGCUUAUUUUUGGCGUUGGAAAUGGGCUGCAGAGUUCAUGGGAUGUUGGAUUUGGAGUUGGCUCUGAGGUUCAAUAUCUAUUUGUGAUCUUUCAACCAAAUCAGUCAAUACAGCAUUACAGUGAGAUUGUGAGAUUAGCUCUAUCACCUGCAUUAUCAUCUUGCCAAAUGAUGUCUUUAGAGAAGUUGCCAAUAGAUGAUCUAUUUCUACUGUUACCUGGGAUUGACUUGAGAAUUCUUGAUUGUUAG